AUGAUCCCUCUUGCGGAUCUUUUCAACCAUCUCACGGAUAGAGAAAAUCUACAUCUAAUAGGGGAUGAAGAUACAACAAACUUGGAGGAGGAGGAGGAGGAGGACAAGAAACAAAGCAGGAGGUUGAACGCACAAAGGCAGGAGAGCACGAGAGGCAAGCAAAAGGAGGAGGAGGAUGGAGGCAUGUUAAGCAUGGAGGUGGUCCGAAGCGUCAAGGGAGGAAGUGAGAUCUUCAACACGUAUGGAGAGCUUGGGAGUGCUGCCCUCCUACUGCGAUACGGUUUCGUGGACAAGAAGAACCCACACGACUUUGUGAGCAUGAACGAGGACCUGGUGGGAGCCGGGCUGGUGCGAUGGAUGAGGAGGAGUGGGGGGGAGAAGCUGGAGGAAGAAGUGAGGAGACGACUGAAGUUCUGCAUCGAUGCUGGUGAGCUGAAAGCAGAGAGGUUGAUGAAGUCAGGGAUGGAUCAGCGGAACGAUAAGGGGAAGGAGGAAGGUCAGCAGAAUGGAGAAGCAGAGGGAGCAGACGAGGAGGAGGAGGAGGAGGAGGAGGAGGAGGAGGAGGUUGUGGAAGUGGACAUCAACACUCUGCUCUCCAUCGAGUCGGAGGAGGGACUGCCGCGGUGGAUCCUCGGUGAGGACGUGCUGGGCUGCUUCUCCGAGCUCCUACGAUCGCGCAUGGCCGAGCUGGAAGAGGGAGAAGGUUGGGAGGAGCUGAAGGGAGAGAGGACGGAGGAGAGGAAGGAGCUGGCGAUGCAGCUGAGGGAGAACGAGCGGCUGCUGCUGCGAAGGGCGCAAGCAUGGACAGAGAAAGCAUUGGAGGAGCAGAGAGGGGAAGAGGAGGAGGAGGAGGAGGAGGAGGAGGAGAAAUGA
Molecule: messenger RNA, 873 nt
Organism: Guillardia theta CCMP2712
Lineage: Eukaryota; Cryptophyceae; Pyrenomonadales; Geminigeraceae
Exons: 5
Coding region: 1-873 (290 amino acids)
Source: RefSeq, a predicted model, not a curated record